Molecule: messenger RNA, 2833 nt
Organism: Dictyostelium purpureum
Lineage: Eukaryota; Evosea; Eumycetozoa; Dictyosteliales; Dictyosteliaceae
Exons: 2
Coding region: 214-2817 (867 amino acids)
Source: RefSeq, a predicted model, not a curated record
UUCUAUUUUUAUAAUUUCAUUUUUAUAAAAUAAAAAAAAAACAAAUAAUAAAAAAUAAGAUUUUUAUUUUUUUUAAAAAAACAAAUCAUUUUUUUUUUUCAAUUAAUAAUUUUUUGGUUAUUAUAAUAAUUUGGGAUUUUUGUUGGUGAUUAAAUUAAUAUCUUCGGAAAAAAAAAUAAAAAAAAAUUCAAUUUAAAAAAAAAAAAGAAAAAAAUGAGCCCAACUAUAGAAAUUCAGUAUCAACAACAUCCACAAACAGAGCAUUACAAACAAUAUCAAAAUCAAAAUCAAAAUCAAAAUCAACAAAUUUAUAUCCACAAUUCGAACUAUAUUAAAAAUAAUUUAAAUAAUAUAAAUAAUUUAAAAUAUUUAAAUCAUUUAAACAUAAAAGAAAAAAAUAACAAAAAUAAUAAUUGUUUCAAUAAUAAUUAUAAUUUUAAAUCACAGAGAUAUUUAUUAUUAAAUAAUAGUAUAAUAAAUUAUAAUAUAAAUAAAAACUCUUACAAUAUUAAAUUAUUUGCAAUGGAUGAUAGAUCGACUGAAAUAUACAAUGAGGAUAUAGAAAUGAAAAAUGUUCUUUUGGAAAUCAACGACAUUCUAUUAAAUGAAAGUAAUAAUGUAAUUAUUUCAUCCGAGAAAUCUAUAGGCAAAACAACAUGUAUAAAGAACUACUCAAUGCUCUACAAUAACCAGUACGACAUCAUUUCAAUGAUACACGAUGAAACUAUAGAAAAAGAUUUAUGUACUUUGGGGAAUUACAUUCAAUCCAAUAAUCCAAAUUUGAAAUUGUUCGAUUACUUUUCAAAUAUAAACAACUUCCCAAUUUUAGAUCACGAUCAACUAUACACCUAUUUGAGAGAUACUCCAAAGAAAUGGUUAAUUUUAUACGACAAUGCAAAUAGCUCCAACUUUACUACAUUUCAAAAAUAUAUACCCCUGUUAACCGACAACCAAGCCGAUUCAUCACUCAAACAUCAUAUAAUUAUUACAAGUAAAGAUUUGGAUUUAGAAAAAAAGUUUGAAGAGUUUCAUGGUGAAAUUUUAAUGAAAUAUGAUUUAAUACCAUAUUAUGAAAGAGAACAAUUACAAAAACAAAAAGAACUGGUUCCAGAAACUGAAAGAGUAGAUUAUUUUUAUAACAAGAAUGAACUAUUAAAAAAAGGAACAAUACCAGAAGAUACAACGCAUCUUGUACUUGGUAUGGAUUAUAAUUUACCUAUAUCCGAAAAUACCAUCCCAAAAUCAGUUAAAGAAUUGACCUUUGGUUGGAGUUAUAAUAUACCUUUUGAUGGUUUAUCCAUUCUACCCAAUACAAUUGUCCAUUUAAAUCUAGGUUAUUCGUUUGAUCAAGAAAUUUCACCCGGGACACUCCCAAACUCCAUUACCAAGCUUGUCUUUGGGGAUAGUUUUAAUCAAAAAUUGGUACUAGGCUCAAUACCUCCACAUACAAAAACAUUAAUUUUCGGUAAAAACUUUAAUCAAAUUAUAGAGCCCGGUGUUAUACCAUCAUCUGUAAAAGAAAUAUGCUUUGGUUGGUGCUUUAAUCAAGUGAUAAGUAAAGGUGCAAUUCCAUAUGGAUGUGUUCAGUUAAAGUUGGGUUAUGAUUACAAUCAAUCAAUUGAUAUAGAAGUACUACCAAAAACCCUUCGCCAUUUAGAGUUCUCAUUUUCAUUCAACAAACCCAUCCCUGAAAAUAGUAUUCCAUUUGGUGUAGAAACAUUGGUAUUUGGAUCGUCGUUCAAUCAAGCAAUAAAUGAUGGUAGUGUUCCAAGCUCAGUUAAGAGUCUUUCUUUUUCUGAUGAUUUUAAUCAAUCAAUAUCAAAAAUAAACAUACCAAUGUCCGUUACAAAAUUAGCAGUAGGUAAAAACUUUAAUCAGUUAUUUAACAAUUUAUCACCAUCCAUUACACACUUUACAUGGAAUAGUGAACAUAAAUUUAGAGAAGAGCUGCUACCUAUGACUAUAACCCAUUUGGUCUUUGGUGACCAUUUUAACAAACCUAUUAAAGGUCAUUUACCAAAUGGUAUUGUAAGUGUGGAAUUUGGUAUUCCUUUCAAUCAAGUAAUCCCAAAGUCUUUUUUCCCACAAUCAUUAAAACAUCUUUGCUUGGGAAACAGAUUUAACAAAGCAAUUCCUGCAGGUGUUUUACCAUCAUCCAUCACAUCAUUAAAACUUUCAACUGAUUUUAACCAACCAUUAACACAAGGAGCCAUUCCAUCCUCAGUACGAUAUCUCGAUAUGGGUAAUUCUUUUAACAAACCAAUAACUUUAAAAACAAAUUUAAUUUUAUCAUUCUUCAAAUUACUAAACAGUAAAUCAUUAAAUAAUUUAAAAGAAUUAACAAACUUUAAUAAUAAUAAUAAUAACAUUAAUAAUAAUAAAACUAAAGAUGAUAAUGAUCUACAGCCAUCAGAAAGUCAAAAUAACUCAAUUUCAUUAACACAAUCAACACCAAAUGCAAACCUAUCAUUAUCAACAAACAAUUAUGAUAUUGAUGAAGAUGAAGAUGAAACAAAUAAUAAUGUAAAUAAUAGAAACAAACAAAGCAGUGAAAUAGCCCCCAAAAAUCAACAAAUUUCUUUUUUUCCAUCAUCAUGUGAUGUAAUUUCAUUAGGUUGGAAGUUCAAUCAACAUAUUGUUCAAGGAAGCCUCCCCAAUGGUAUUAAGGAACUGACAAUUGGUCCAUUUUUUCAACAUGUUAUACAAAAAGAUUCUUUACCCCCAUCUUUGACAAAAAUAAAUGUUUUAGGUGGGAAGAGAAGUCCACAUUUAUUUGAAAAUGUUUCAAAAAAUAUAAAAAUAAUUUAUAUUGAUUAAAUAAACAUUAUUUUAU